AAAAAAAAUAGAGAGAAAGAGAGAGAGAGAAAGAGAGAAAGAAAGAAAAAACACUUUGUUUAGAGAGAGAAAUUGACAACCCAUACCCAUCUUUAUUUGCUUGCCUCCUCAUCUUCUACCAGCUCUUUCAUAUCUUCCUUUUGAUCUCUCAUUCUCUCUCACACAAAUCCAUAAAUAUCCUCUCUCUCUCUCUCUCUCUCUCUGGGGUAGUUGGCUUUGAUUUUUCAUCUAUCCUAAUCCAACAUAUAAACUCUUGGGUUUUCUUAGUUGACCCUUUUUUUUUUCUUUUUUUUUUUCUUCUUCCUUCUCUUUCAAAAAGUUCCAACCUUUUUUCUCUAAAUUCUCUAAAAACUUUGGCUUUUUUUAUAUUCUUUGUUCUCCUACAUACCCUUCUUCUCUCUUUCUGUGUAAAGUUUUCAAUUUCAUCCCUUCCUCUCAAUUUAACUUAUCAAUAAAAUCUUGGGUUUUCUUUGUAGACCCUUUGUUCUCUUUCUUCUUCCUGUAUCUAUAAAGCUGGGUUUUUUGGUUGAUUUGUUUCAAUUUCUCAAAUACCCAUUUCUUCUUUGACCUCCUUCUGUCUGAUUUUUUUGGAAAUUGAUCAGCUUUUUCAUUCCUCACCCACUUUCUAAAAAAAGUUCAAGUUGGUAGCUACCCUUUUCAUCUCUAGCCUUGUUGAAGCAGGAGGAGAUGAUGAUGAUGACAAUGGAGGGAAUGAUGGAUAAGGGUGUGUUGGAUGAUAUAAUAAGGAGGCUAUUGGAAGGGAAAGGAGGGAAACAGGUGCAGCUAUCUGAGGGGGAGAUCCGUCAACUCUGUGUCAACGCCAGGCAAAUCUUCCUCUCACAGCCUAAUCUUCUCGAGAUUCAUGCCCCGGUUCGCAUAUGCGGUGACAUACAUGGGCAAUACCUAGACCUACUAAGGCUUUUUGAAUAUGGUGGCUACCCUCCUACUGCAAAUUACCUCUUUCUUGGGGAUUAUGUUGAUAGAGGCAAGCAAAGUUUGGAGACAAUAUGUUUGCUCCUGGCAUACAAAAUAAGACAUCCUGACAGAGUCUACAUGUUGAGAGGAAACCAUGAAGAUGCAAAGAUCAAUCGGAUUUAUGGGUUUUAUGACGAGUGUAAACGGAGGUUUAAUGUUAGGCUAUGGAAAAUAUUUACCGACUGCUUCAACUGUUUGCCUGUGGCUGCACUCAUUGAUGACAAGAUACUUUGUAUGCACGGGGGACUGUCUCCAGAGUUGCAAAAUUUGGAUCAAAUAAAGCAGAUUUCAAGGCCUACUGAUGUACCAGAUAGUGGUCUCCUCUGUGAUCUGCUAUGGUCUGAUCCUGAUCCAAAUGUUGAGGGAUGGGCAGAGAGUGAUCGAGGUGUUUCAUGUACCUUUGGACCUGAUAAGGUUGCUGAGUUCUUGGACAAGAACGACCUUGAUCUCAUUUGCAGAGGUCAUCAGGUGGUGGAGGAUGGAUAUGAGUUUUUUGCUAAACGAAGAUUGGUCACAAUAUUUUCAGCUCCAAACUAUGGUGGAGAGUUUGAUAAUGCAGGUGCUCUAUUGAGUGUUGAUGAAUCUUUAGUGUGUUCUUUUGAGAUAUUGAAACCAAGGGAUGCUAGAGCAUCAGCAAGUGGGUCUAGUACAAUGGUGAAACUUAAAAAGCCACCUAAAAUUGGAACCAUCUGAUUAUUCGGAGAUUUCUUCUGUUCAAAUAGGAGGCACAGCAAGUGAUAAAGCAAGCUCACUUCGUGUUAGGGUUUGAAUUAUGUGUUAGUAGACAGGUUUGGCGAAGAAGAAGCAUUGCCGUUGUUAUAUUCGAUCUUGCUGAUAAUAUGAUUACACAGGAGAUUUUAAAAGAAUUGUAAAUUGACGACCAGACUCUCUUCUGUGCAGAAGCAUAGAUUUUUGCUUUAAAACACCUUUUCAUCACUGUAUUUGCAUGUGAGUGUGCAAUUUGGGAGUAUUGAUUAAGAAUCGCCUGCCUUGGUUUUUGUUGCACACGUUUGUACAUCUAGAACCAUUUGUGGUUUGUUCAAUUGUUCAAGAGGCUCCUUAUUGGUCAAAAACCUGUUAAAAUAGUUAAAUUACAUGUAUGAAUUCCAAUUGAACUUUUGACUUGGA
This is a messenger RNA of Quercus robur (English oak), 2103 nucleotides long. RefSeq names its product serine/threonine-protein phosphatase PP1. The coding region runs from base 688 to 1668 and encodes 326 amino acids. NCBI's taxonomy places the organism in Eukaryota, Viridiplantae, Streptophyta, Magnoliopsida, Fagales, Fagaceae. Gene Ontology annotation, cellular component: cytoplasm; nucleus. The transcript has 4 exons. The record is from RefSeq and is a predicted model, not a curated record. Gene Ontology annotation, molecular function: protein serine/threonine phosphatase activity.